UUAAUGGGAGAGAGAGAGGGAGACAGAGGAGAUUGUGUGUGCACGCCAGUUGCUGCGCUACAUCCCCUCUCCUGCCUCACUCUUCUAUCACUCCCCCAUUUGUUUUAAAUCUGUUGCCGCUUUCACGGCUUACCUCUCUCUCUCGCUCACUCUCUUCCUCAUUCGUUCUUUUCUCCCUUCCCUCCUCCCGCAGCCCUCCCUCCCUUCGUGCAGACGCUCCGCGCCGAAGAUGAUACCUCCAAUUUUGAGGAGCCUCCGGAGAAGCCUCGGCCCUGGCGAGUGGAUGCCUAGCGAGAUCCCGUGCGGCCGAGCUUCCAGGGCCAGGACCUGCCCUUUCUAGGCUGGUUCUUCAGCAGGGCGUUGACAGCACUGGCCAAGUCUGAGCCAGUGGCUUCAGGUCUCAACUCUCCUGCCAAAACCAACUCCAUGGAGAAAAAGCUAAGAACUAGUUGAAACUCAAGACAAAUGUUACAAGAUGGAGCAGGAGAUCUCUAGGUUUCAGCGCAAGAUGACUGACCUGGAGUCAGUUCUGCACCAAAAGGAUGUGGAGCUUAAGGCCUCUGAGACCCAGAGGACCAUCCUGGAGCAGGACCUGGCCACAUACAUCACAGAGUGCAGCAGCUUAAAGCGCAGCCUGGAGGCAGCCCGUGUGGAGGUGUCUCAGGAGGAUGACAAGGCUCUGCAGCUGCUGCAUGACAUCAGAGAGCAGAGCAACAAGAUGCAGGAGAUCAAGGAACAGGAGUACCAUGCCCAGCUGGAGGAAAUGCAGGUCACUAUUAGACAGCUGGAAGAGGACCUGUCGGCCGCCCGACGCCGUAGUGACCUAUACGAGUCAGAGCUUCGAGACUCCCGGAACACUAGCGAGGAACUCAAGAGGAAGGCUGUGGACUACCAGCAGAGAAUCCAGAAGGCGAAGGAGCAAGGGAAAGCCGAGGUAGAGGAGCUUCUUUGCAAACUGGAGAAGACCAAUGCUGAACAGCAAGUGAAAAUCCAGGAACUCCAAGACAAACUUUCCAAGGCGGUGAAAGCCAGCACAGAAGCCACAGAGCUGUUGCAGAACAUCCGGCAGGCUAAAGAACGUCUGGAGCGGGAGCUGGAGCGCCUGCGAUGCAAGGCCGACCCCAGCGACACCCUCCGACGACGUCUCAGAGAGACCGAGGAGGGUAAGAAGACCCUGGAGAACCAGGUGAAGCGUCUGGAGAUGGUGGAGCGGAGGGAGAACAAGCUGAAGGACGAUAUCCAGACCAAAUCCCAGCAGAUCCAGCAGAUGGCUGAUAAGAUCCUGGAGCUGGAGGAGAACCUGAGGGAGACCCAGUCCACAGCCCAGCGGAUGGAGGCUCACCUGGUGCAGAAGGAGAAGCUCUACGAGGACAAAAUUAAGGUCCUUGAGGGCCAGAUCAAGGUGGACCUGGCAGACAAGGAGAGCUUGGAGUCCAAACGGGCCCACCACCAGGAAGAGGCCCGGGAGAAGUGCAAGCUCCUAAGUGAACAGAAAGCAACUAUCAACGCUAUGGACUCCAAGAUGAAGAAUCUGGAACAACGGAUCGCAGAGCUCUCCGAGGCCAACAAGCUAGCCGCUAACAGUAGCAUCUACACCCAGAAAAACUUGAAAGCCCAGGAGGAGAUGAUCUCGGAGCUGAGGCAGCAGAAGUUCUACCUGGAGUCCCAAGCGGGGAAGCUGGAAGCCCAGAACGCCAAGCUGGAGGAGCACCUUGAGAAGAUGAACCAGCAGGAGCAGAGCAAGAGGAGCCGUCUGCUGGAGAUGGAGACCAGGCUCAGAGAGAUGGGCCUGGAGCACGAUGAGCAGAAGCUGGAGAUCAAGCGUCAGGUGACGGAGCUGACAUUGUCGUUGCAGGAGCGGGAGUCCCAGAUCAGUGGGCUACAGGCAGCACGUCAUGCCCUGGAGAGCCAGUUGCAGCAGGCCAAGACAGAGCUGGAGGACACCACUGCCGAGGCCGAGGAGGAGAUCACCGCCCUCAGGGCUCACAGAGAUGAAAUCCAACGCAAGUUUGACGCCCUGAGAGACAGUUGCUCAGUGAUCACAGACCUAGAGGAUCAGCUGACCCAGCUGAGCCAGGAGAACGCCGAGCUGAACCGACAGAACUUUUACUUAUCCAAGCAGCUGGAUGAGGCCACGGACGAGACGGACGACCGCCUGCAGCUGGGGCAGGACGUGGACCGCCUCCGCCGCGAGGUGGCUGACCGAGAGAUGCACCUCAACAACCAGAAACAGAACAUUGAGACUCUGAAGACGACAUGCAGCAUGCUGGAGGAACAGGUUGUGGAGCUGGAGAGUCUGAAUGAUGAGCUGCUGGAGAAGGAGAGACAGUGGGAGGCCUGGAGGGGAGCACUGGAGGACGAGAAGAACCAGGCCGAGAGAAGGACCCGAGACAUGCAACGCCUGAUGGCCAACGACAAGCAGAACAGGCUGCGUGCAGACCAGCGCAGUACCGAGUCUCGCCAGGCAGUGGAGCUAGCGGUCAGGGAGCACAAGGCGGAGAUUGUGUCUCUGCAGCAAGCUCUGAAAGAACAGAGACUGAAGGCUGAGAGUCUCUCUGAUACGCUGAAUGACCUGGAGAAGAAGCACGCCAUGCUGGAGAUGAACGCCCGCACCCUGCAGCAGAAACUGGAGACAGAGAGGGAGCUGAAGCAGAGGCUAAUGGAUGAGCAAGGAAAGCUGCAGCAGCAGAUGGACCUACAGAAGAGCCACAUCUUCCAUCUGACCCAGGGCCUGCAGGAUGCUCUGGACCAGACUGACCUGCUGAAGACUGAGAGGACUGACCUGGAGUACCAGCUGGAGAACAUUCAGGCUGUCUAUUCUCAUGAGAAAGUCAAGAUGGAGGGCACCAUUUCUCAGCAGACCAAACUGAUUGACUUCCUACAGGCCAAAAUGGACCUGCCCACCAAGAAAAAGAAGGGUAUCUUUGGGCGGCGUCGUGAGGAGCUGGGGCCCAAUGGGAAUGGAGCUGGGGGAUCCGGGGCCCAGGCUCACCCGGCGCUGCCCAUGCAGUACAGUGACAUGAAGGUGGCCCUGGAGAAGGAGAGGACACGCUGCUCAGACCUGGAGGAGGCUCUGCAGAAGAUGAGGAUAGAGUUGAGAUCACUAAGAGAAGAGACGGCCCAUUUCAAAGCCUCAGAGCAUGCCCCGGCCACGCCUGCCUCUGCCCGUCAGCAGAUACUCAUGUCGGCCAUUGUCAAGUCCCCUGAGCUCCAGCCCAACCCCAGCAUUCUACUGGCACCCUCCAGCUCUGCCCGCUGCAAGGAGAGCUCCACGCCCGAGGAGAAGCGAAGAGUAACUUUUGAAAAGUAUGGGCGUCGUGUGAAGGAGAGGAUGCACCACAACAUACCCCAUCGUUUCAACUUCGGACUCAACAUGAGGGCCACCAAGUGUGCCGUCUGCUUGGACACCGUGCACUUUGGACGCCAGGCCGCCACCUGCCUAGAGUGCCACACCCUGUGCCACCCCAAGUGCUCGCCCUGCCUCCCUGCCACGUGCGGCCAGCCGGCGGAGUAUGCUACCCACUUCUCAGAGGUGUUUUGUCGGGAGAAGGCCAACUCCCCUCCCCUGCAGCUCAAAGAGGCCGCUGGCCAUGUACGCCUGGAGGGCUGGAUGAAACAACCCAGGAACUCCAGGCGGGGCCAGCAAGGCUGGGAGAGGAAGUAUGUGGUGCUGGAUGGGACCAAGGUGUCCAUCUAUGACUCUGAACCCAGAGAAGACUCUCUGAAGCCAGAGGAGGAGUUUGAACUGUGUCUCCCUGACGGAGAGGUGACUAUCCAUGGAGCUGUGGGAGCCUCGGAGCUCAUCAACACGGCUAAGUCAGACAUCCCAUACAUCUUAAAGCUGGAGUCUCACCCCCACACCACCUGUUGGCCUGGCCAGUCCCUAUACUUCAUGGCUCCCAGCUUCCCAGACAAGCAACGCUGGGUGGCUGUCCUGGAGUCAGUUGUAGCUGGCAGCAGGGGCUCCAAGGACAAGGUUGAGGCUGAUGCGAUAGCUGUUCCUAAAAAACAGAAGAACCUCUCCCCAUUGGUCCAGAAACUUCUAGGGAAUUCUCUGCUGAAGCUGGAGGGAGACGACCGGCUGGAUAUUAAUUGCACCCUGCCCCUCACCGACCAGAUAGUGUUGGUGGGCUCUGAGGAGGGCCUGUAUGCCCUGAACGUCAUUAAGAACAGCCUGACUCACAUCCCCGGCCUGGCCUCCGUUUUCCAGAUCCGAAUCCUCAAGGAGCACGACAAGCUGCUCAUAAUUACUGGAGAGGAGCGGGCCCUGUGUCUGGUGGAGAUUAAGAAGGUGAAGCAGUCUCUGUCUCAGUCCCACCUGCCAGCCCAGCCAGAUCUCAGCCCAUACAUCUUUGAGACGGUCAAGGGAUGCCACCUCUUCUCCUCUGGCAAGAUUGAGAAUGGCACGUGUAUAUGUGCAGCCAUGCCCAACAAGAUCACCAUACUGCGCUACAACGACAGCCUCAAUAAGUUCUGUAUCAAGAAGGAGAUUGAGACGUCAGAGCCCUGCAGCUGUAUCCACUUCACAGGCUACAGCAUCAUCAUCGGCACCAACAAGUUCUAUGAGAUCGAGAUGAAGCAGUACGUGCUGGAAGAGUUCCUGGAUAAGAAUGAUGUGACGUUGGCCUCGGCCAUCUUUGCGGCCUCCUCCCACAGUUUCCCCAUCUCCAUCAUCCAGGUCACCCAGGCACCGCAGAAAGACGAGUACCUGCUCUGCUUCCACGAGUUUGGGGUGUUUGUGGACGAGCACGGCCGCAGGAGUCGAAGUGAGGACAUCCAAUGGAGCCGUUUGCCUCUCUCAUUUGCCUACAGAGAACCCUACCUGUUUGUGACCUAUUUCAACUCGUUGGAUGUGAUCGAGGUCCAGGGCCACUCUGCUCUAGGGGCCCACUCGUACGCUCACCUAGACAUCCCCAACCCGCGCUACCUGGGCCCAGCCAUCUCCUCCGGGGCCAUUUACGUGGCUUCAUCCUACCAGAACAAGCUCCGGGUCAUCUGCUGUAAGGGGAACCUGGGACAGGAGGGGGAGCUGCAGAGGAAUGGCUCUGGACGCAGCCCCAACAAGCGUGGGCCGCCCUCCUACAACGAGCACAUCACCAAGCGCCUGGCGGCCAGCCCCGCAUUGCACGGUGACCCGGGCACGCCACACCGCUACCGCGAGGCCCGCACCGAGUUCCGCCGCGACAAGUCACCCGGCCGCCGGCCACACUCGGUGGAGAGGGAAAAGUCUCCCAAUGGCAGGAAGAUGAUGGACCCGCGUCUGGCCAGGUCUCCAGGGAGAGCCUUGGGGGGGGACCUACGCCUCGGUCGCUCCCCAGGGAGGUUGAUGGACCGGGACGUGAGGAGGGAGAGGUCGCCGGGACUGGGGUUCGAGGAGCAGCAGCAUGGAGUUCGCCAGAGACUCCACACCAGCUCCGGACGCACGCCCCUCACCACAGUCAACAAGGUGUGGGAUCAAUCAUCUGUUUGAGGAACAGCAAUGUCACACCAGUCAGAAGAGUGACAUCCCCCUUACCCGGGUUAGGGAAUAGGAGGUUGAAGACCCACUGUCAAUGCUGAAUGUCAGAACUAUGGGAUUUUACUGGAAUAAAUAAUGGUUAAUGCAAUGUUGAUAUACAGUAACAAAUAAUUUUUUAUAUCCAACAUUUGACGUCUGCAAGGACCAAAAACAACAUUUGUCACAAACACUGAGAUAAACGCUUGGAAUAUCUGCUCAAUUAAAUCCUGGAAAGUUACAGAUAAAUCUGAGUUUAGAAACACAACUAAACGUUCUCCUGGAUUUUCUCUCUCCCCUGUGCAUAUCAGCUAGAUCAGUGGUGGGCAUCUCCAGUCCCAGAGGGACACGCUGUGUGCAGGCUUUUGUUACAGCUCAGCACUAAUAUGCCUCAUUCAAAUAAUCAACUAAUCAAAGUCUUUGAUUUAGAUCAAGUGUAAUUACGUUUUUGUUAGAGCUUAUCUGGAAUAAAGUCUACACACACACACACACACACACACACUGCAACCUUCUAGGAUUAGUCCAUCCCUGAGCUAGAUGACUACACUAAAACGCACUAAAACCGCACUACCCACAAUCCCCAGCAACAGCUGGCUCUUGCAACAGGACCUUUAUAAAUAACCAUAAUGCUAAUUGACACUGUAAAUAGGCAGACUUAGGUUUCUUCCAAAAUGGCACCCUACUCCCUAUACACUGCACUACUUUUGACCAGGACCAACAGGGAUCUGGUCAAAAGUAGUACUCUAUAUAGGGAGUAGGGUACCAUUUCAGACAGAGCCAUGCUUUUUAUAGAUACUGAAAGGGAACCUCAAGGCUGGAAAAGCCACAUCUAUUUUUGUUAAAGAGAAAAGUGAUUGUUACAUGUAUGUGUCUUCUUAAAUGUCAAAUGAAUAUUAUUGUUUUAAAACGUCCUUUAUCAAGUGAGCAUUUUGCCUUGGACCCAUCUUGUGUAAUGCACUUAAACACGCAAAAACAAACAUGCGGCUUGAGAGAUCAUUACGCUUACAACAUACUACUUCAAUAUUCAUUUUUUUACCGCAAUCUCCCUUACCCUCUUGUAUAUACCCCCCAAAUUGUUGUUUAUGAUUGAUUGAUUGAUGAAGAAACAUUUUUAGUUUGACUGAUUUGUCAAAGGCAUGGAUGUACUUAAAUGAAAAUCAAAAAGAAAUAUCCUAUGCUCUUCAGCAUCAUAUUCAUUUCAGUGAACAAUGACGGUGAAUCGACACUGGAGCAUGUGAGCGAUAGAAAAAAAGUAUAUUUAUACAUGUUUUAGUUUGCGUUAAAUUUAAAUUUUAUGGGUGACAUUUUCCUACUUCUGAACACCUCACGCAGCAAGAACAUAUGAUAUUUUUAGUCACAUAAGCCUACUCUUUAUACUUUAAUAUAUCAACUUACUUUUGAUGUACUUAUUCUUUAUAUUUGCUUAACAUCAGCCCCCCCCCACACACACACAAACAAAUGAUUUAUAUUCAACCAUGACGACCAAAAUUCAGUGUAGCAGUGAAAGGUCACGUAGCAAAUUCUUGUAGAACAGGUUAGCCUACAUGUGCAAUAAUAAACAUUUUGCUCACAUCCUCUAUAUGCAUCUUUUACUCAGCAUCUGGGCGGGAGUGUACAAGGUCGUAAAUUGACUUCAUUUCAUACGUGCCUAUCAAUUUACCAUCUGCUACCUAAGUCCAUCCCUCUACUUUUUCACUUUUUGGAAACUUUGCGAGCGGCAGAAUACCAAUGUGAGAUCGGUGCAUUUUGCGGACUCAGUUUAGACGAGAAACAUGUGGCCCUGUUCUAGAUAUGAUAAUGUUGAUGUCUUACAAAUGAUUUACUAGCUUUCCCUGUAGAUUUUGUCACACAAUAUUAAACAUAACCAAAGUCUUUA
Molecule: messenger RNA, 7370 nt
Organism: Salmo salar (Atlantic salmon)
Lineage: Eukaryota; Metazoa; Chordata; Actinopteri; Salmoniformes; Salmonidae
Source: RefSeq, a predicted model, not a curated record